Molecule: messenger RNA, 432 nt
Organism: Dichotomopilus funicola
Lineage: Eukaryota; Fungi; Ascomycota; Sordariomycetes; Sordariales; Chaetomiaceae
Product: Glyoxalase/Bleomycin resistance protein/Dihydroxybiphenyl dioxygenase
Exons: 1
Coding region: 1-432 (143 amino acids)
Source: RefSeq, a predicted model, not a curated record
AUGCCACCAGCCGACAAUAACCACAUCCAAUCCGCCUGGAAAAUCAUCCCCCAUUUCCACUCCUCCAACAUCCAAGCCACAGUCCACUUCUACACCACCAUCCUCGGCUUCACAAUCGGCGGCAUCCAUACCGACGACCAGUCCGGCGAGCAGCAGGCGACCUUCUGCUCGCUCUUCGCGGGCGACAAAGCAGCCGCCAAUAUCUACUUCUCCAGCACUGUCAAUCCAUCAUCGGCGUGGGUGGCGUUGGGCACGGAAGAGUUGGAUGAGUUCUAUCGGGUGUUGAAGGCGGGUGGGGAGGCUGAGAUUGUGGAGGAAUUGGGGGAUAAGGAGUGGGGGUAUCGACAGUUUGGGAUUAGGGAUGGGGAUGGGAAUAGAGUGACGUUUUUUAAGUUUUUGGAGGGGGGGAAUCCGGGGGUGGAGGGGGAGUGA